AAACAAGUGUUCACUUGUUUAAAUAUGGGUAAUUUAUGAUGUUAGUUGAGGUAAACGAUAGUAAGUCAGGCUGGCGACGGCGUCAUCAGCUGAGACACAUCGCAGCUCUGCCUCAGCCUGAAUAAAGAAAAUUUACAUACAUUUAGCGAAGAGAAGAAGGCAAGAAUGGAUGGUAUGACGUCGUACCAGAGUAGCGGCACCCGUAAUGGUGACCUUCAAAAAUAUUCGCAUAAUAUUGGUUCAAAUAUCCAGAAAAUUUCACAAAAUGUCAAAUCUAUGCAGCAGCUGGUGAACCAACUAGGCACAGAUCAAGAUAAUCAACAGCUGCGAGCUCAGCUACACCAGGUGCAGCACUACACAGGAGGUUUGGCCAAAGACACAACUGUUGAACUCAGGACAUUCAAAUCUUUAUCAGUUCCCCAUGGCCAGGAUGCCCGGACGUGGCACAUGCAGGCAGAGCGACUUACACGGGAGUUUUCACAGGCUCUCAAUGACUUCCAAAAUGCUCAGCGACAAGCCGCAGCAAAAGAAAAAGAGGCACUUAAGAAGGCUCGAGCUGACUCUGAUGCUCAUUUUUUCGAGGACCCUAGCCAUGGAGCGGCUCUUCUAGACUUGGGAGAAACGGGCAACAAAGGGCGUUCACAGCAGUCACAAAUGCAGAUCCAGAUGGAGCAAGAGCAAGAAAUGCAAGCAUUACAGGAAAGAGAGACACAGAUACGCCAGUUAGAGUCUGAUAUUAUGGAUGUAAAUCAAAUCUUCAAAGACUUGGCAACAAUGGUUCAUGAGCAGGGCGAGAUUGUCGACUCUAUAGAGGCAAAUGUUGAAUCUGCUCAGGUCCACGUUUCACAGGCAUCAACACAGCUCUCUCAAGCUAGGCAAUACCAGAACAAAGCACGUAGAAAGAAGAUUUGCCUUGUUGGUAUUGGUAUAAUACUGUUGGCCAUUGUUAUUGGGCUCAUUGUUUGGUCUUCAUCACAUUAAGGAUAAAUCAAGACGGAAGGUGGUUCUCCUCACGCUUACCUGCCUCAUGAUUGCCUUGGUAAUUGGUCUUAUUGUGUGGGCUAGCAACUGAGGGAAAAUGGUCACUGUUAACUUUGUGAACUUUAGAUGAUGGCAGUUGAAGGAAUUUGUGUUCCCAUAAAUUUGAGUAUUGUAUUCAUUUGACAUUUAUGUAGGGGUCAACUUGUGGCUUAGCUCAUCAUCACUGUAUAUGAUUGUCAUUAGAUUGUCACUGAUGUGAUGUUUGUACUGUACAGUAUAGCCAAAGUUGGUUUUUCUUUGUACAAAUUUGUAAAAUGAAUGAUUAUCACAUCUGAAACUUUUGUUAAAGUAUUAGGCAAAAUAUAAUAUACUGUAAUAUCCAGGGUAAAUGGAAAAAUAUAAAGCCAUUUAUGUUUUAAAUAGAAUUCCCUGCAGCUAUCACGUCCAGUGCUCUCACAACAUAAGGUUGUCGAUUGAUUAUUUAUACAUACUAUAAGAAAGUAAAGAAUCACAAAGCUAUUUCAGUUUCCCCCCCAAAAUGUUACAUAUUCCAUUAUUAGUGUGGCUAUAAAUAUUUCAUGGGAAUGGAUGAAAAUACAUUAAGAUACCUAUAAAAAAUAUGUUUUAUGACAUUUAAUGGAAGUAUGACAUCCACUUGGAAGUUAUAGAUCACUUGUUGCAUAAAAUCAUUGUUAAAACAUUUAGUUCAUAUUGCAUUGUACAGUAUUUAGUAUAGUCCUGCCUGUUAUCUCCAACAGUGAACUUUUUGUUAAGCUCUGUGUAUAAAUAUAGUAAAUACAGUACUUUAUUAAAUUGUUAUGCAGUGUAUUUUGAAUGGUAAUGUUUGCAAGCAGUUGAUUAUUAGAACUUAUUUACAACAAUGUCUAUAAAUAAGGAAAAAUUCUGCUUAGUCUGUCUUCACCUCCAAUAUAUAGUUUGGGUAUAUUAAUUUUAUAGGAUGCAGAUCAACACAUGUAAUCUUGCCAAAGCAAAGGAAUUAUAUCCUAUAACAUGUAAAUGGGAAAAAUCUUGUAAUAUACUAUAUACAGUUAAAUA
Molecule: messenger RNA, 2037 nt
Organism: Cherax quadricarinatus
Lineage: Eukaryota; Metazoa; Arthropoda; Malacostraca; Decapoda; Parastacidae
Source: RefSeq, a predicted model, not a curated record